AUGGCAGGUAUGGUGGUCUGCCUCUACGUGACGGCUGCCACCACCGCGGUCUUCAUGCAGUCGGCAAAUACAGUGGCCUCCACGGCAGCCAUUGCCUUUAUCUACAUUUUUGGAUUGGUUUUUGCGUUCGCAUUUACCUCUAUGCAGCCUAUUUACCCCGGCGAAUUCUUGUCUAACGACAUGCAAGCCAAGGGCAUAGGAACCUUCAAAUUAACAGACGGUGUGGCAGGUUUCGUGAAUAUUUCUGCUGCUCCGUAUUAG
Messenger RNA from Aspergillus tanneri, 261 nucleotides. RefSeq lists its product as uncharacterized. The record is from RefSeq and is a predicted model, not a curated record. Gene Ontology annotation, molecular function: transmembrane transporter activity. NCBI's taxonomy places the organism in Eukaryota, Fungi, Ascomycota, Eurotiomycetes, Eurotiales, Aspergillaceae. The coding region runs from base 1 to 261 and encodes 86 amino acids. The transcript is spliced from 2 exons. Gene Ontology annotation, biological process: transmembrane transport. Gene Ontology annotation, cellular component: membrane.